CUCUAACUGAAAGGUAUAAAUAAUGAGUUAGUUUGAUCAUCAAUAUAUGUCAGAGCAAAAGCUCUCCUGUAACUCCAGGAUAUAUUAUUUUAUGCCUUUUAUUAUUUAUAUUUUAACAUAUCUUUCUUGCAAUUCUUUUAUGCUUAUUCUUUGUUAUUUUCUUUCUGUUUUUUCUUUGAUGCCAUGUAAAGCACUUUCGAUUGCCUUGUGUAUGAAUGGUGCUAUAGAAAUAAACUUGCUUUGCCUUAUUAGAACUUCUAUUGAUACGUUUAAUGAUAAGUUGUGUCACUUAAAACAAACGUGGGUUUCCCAUCCUUUUCUGUAAUCUUUCAUUAUAAAGUGUUUGACAUAUUACAAUUUCUAGCUGAACUUUGGUUUCUGAGGUUUUCCUGAUUAACAGUGAUCAGGGUAUAUCAGUAGGUAGUCAGCAGAAAAAGUCUGGAAGAAUUAUUUUCACAGCUGUAGUUUUAGUUUGGUGGAUGAGAUGAUAUUGCAUUUGUGUCUUGUCUUUUUUUAUUCUGUUCCCGGGCUCUUUGUUCUUAUCAAGCUGUAAGUCAGCUAAAAUAAUCAUAGAUUAACUAAAAAGUCUUUCUGGACUGCUUCUUAUUUGGCUUUCUGUCCCAGGUCAAGCGAUGCCACCUCCGGGCAGUGCAGAUUCAGGUUCUGAUGAUCCUCCAUCUGAAUCCUCAGACACAGCAACCUCUGAACCCAAAACAUACCUGGUCAUGAGCGGAGGAGAAGGUUACAUUGACUUUAGAAUCGGCGAUGAAGGCAGCGAGCUGGACGGUUUAUCCGAGCAGGCCAGCAGCCAGCCGGUGGCGCCCGCCAAGGCCGAGCGAAGCCACCUCAUCGUCUGGCAGGUUGCCACCCCUCAUGAGUGAAAAACAUCGCAGAUUGCUGCAUCAGCCGCGGGGCCCUCCAGCAAGCCCGCAUGUCCCGCUUCGUUUUUUUUUUUUUUUUUUUUCCACUAUCCUCUUUGCCUGAGUAAACAACUUCUUUGUAAAGAAAACAAAAUGACAACAACAAAAAAUACUAAUUAUUUUUAUUCAGUGUUUUGUACCAUUUUAUUCCUUAUGAAUUUAAAACCAGGAAGCUCAUGUUUAUGUUAACGUAAAAGAAACCGUCCAGAUGUCCGCGCUGCUGAGUUGCACUUCAGCAUGAUUAGUCCGAUCAUGUUAAUGUUUACCUAAAGGGUUUGAAAAUGAAAGGUAAAAGGGAUAUUUUAGUAGUUUUCUGUUAAGUAAAGCCUUUUUUUCUGCAUAAUUAGAAUCAAACCUAAUGGGAAUAAACCUUGUUUCAGAGACUGUUUUAUCAUCUAGGUUGCCACAUGAAGAAACAUCCAUGCACUUUGGUAAGGUUUCCUUGUGAAUAGAAGAACCAGGUUAGCAUUAGUUUGCAUGAGGAAGUCCUGUGUCCUCACUAAAAUAUGUGCUCGGCCACCCUGGAGCUAAACCUCCAUCCCAUUGGUGAAAAAACAUGGCCGCCGGUGCCGUCAGCUCACUGCUUCCUGUUUGCUUCAGCUCAAUGGCACUUUAAAAUGUUAAAUGUUAGUCACAUAAUAAAGUCUGGAGGAAUACAAGUGUAAGUAAUGUAAUCUACUGUGUCCUGAUUCUAUGAAGGGAGAAUUAAAAGGUUCAAAUUUUUGUUUGCUAGGAUUUUACAGUAACCAAAUGUUGGAGGAAGAAGACGAAAGGUCAUGACUCUUUUUUUAUUUGCUAGUCGAGGGAUUUUUGAGUUAAUUGGUUGUAUUAGAUUUUAUUACAGGGGACCACACAACACUAAAGAGAGUCUCCCAUUAUUUCUCCUUCUCUCUUGUUUUUUUAUUUGUCCUUGUACUGAAGGUCUUAAAGGCAAUUAUGAAGUUUUUAUUGUUAUUUUGACAUUUUGAGUUCCUUUGGGAGCUACUUAAUGAAAUGAGUGUUUUAAUGACUGACUGUAAUAUGAUAGCAAGAUGGCUGUACGAUUUCAGAUGUUUUAAUUUGUUUUUAUAUCAAAAGAGCGGGGGCCAAGUUUGAUCCCAAGUCCAUUUCAUAGCAGUAACGUUAUAUUGUGUGUGUGUGCCAUUCCAGUAUUUAUUUUCUCCUUUGUUAAGGAGCCCAUUUGGGCUCAGAAUGUAACUUUCUACAUGAACAAAAUAUCAUAGGAGGCUAUUGUAAACAACAUAGUCCAAUGAGUUUACAUGAUUGUUAAUAAUGGUUAAAUAAAAUAGAUUAAUGCAAACAA
Messenger RNA from Girardinichthys multiradiatus, 2223 nucleotides. RefSeq names its product C-Jun-amino-terminal kinase-interacting protein 4-like. Gene Ontology annotation, molecular function: kinesin binding; MAP kinase scaffold activity; signaling receptor complex adaptor activity. Gene Ontology annotation, cellular component: cytoplasm. Gene Ontology annotation, biological process: vesicle-mediated transport. Lineage: Eukaryota; Metazoa; Chordata; Actinopteri; Cyprinodontiformes; Goodeidae. The record is from RefSeq and is a predicted model, not a curated record. The coding region runs from base 633 to 881 and encodes 82 amino acids. The transcript has 2 exons.